Ctenocephalides felis (cat flea) is the source of this 3072-nucleotide messenger RNA. RefSeq names its product aminopeptidase Q-like. Bases 1 to 3072 code for a protein of 1023 amino acids. The record is from RefSeq and is a predicted model, not a curated record. Gene Ontology annotation, biological process: peptide catabolic process; proteolysis. Gene Ontology annotation, cellular component: cytoplasm. Gene Ontology annotation, molecular function: metalloaminopeptidase activity; peptide binding; zinc ion binding. Lineage: Eukaryota; Metazoa; Arthropoda; Insecta; Siphonaptera; Pulicidae. The transcript is spliced from 14 exons.
AUGGAAACAUUAUCCUUCAGAGAUCCUUGUACAAGAUCCGUGGAAUUUACCAAUGGUGAAUCCAAGUUAAAAAGAAAAGGACUUUACAUGACAAAAUUUACAUUCUUUUUAACCACAUUAAUUUUAAUGUUGAUUUCUGUAAUUGUUGGAUUUACAGUGCAUUAUUUGAGUACUUGCAGAUUGACAGAGAUUCCGAAAUCGCCUUCAGAUACAAACAUAGACUGGAAUGAAUUAAUUUUGCCAAAAAAUAUAAAACCAUCAUACUAUCGUCUUCUAAUCCGGCCAUCAUUCGAUUUAUACGACAAUGUGUACAAAUAUGAAGGAACAAUUUGGAUAACACUAUCAGCCCAAAAUUCAACUAAACAAAUCGAUUUAAAUUCCAAAGAUCUAGCAAUAACAAAAGCCACUAUUGUGGACAACAAAAAGAUUUUAAACAGCGAUAAAUUACAAAUGCCAUUUGAAGAAGAUGAGUAUAACGAAUCCAAAAUGAGUUUGAUUCCAAAACUUGUAAAAUAUUUCCAAUUGGGCGACUUUAUGUAUGAUGAUUUAACGUCAACUCCUGAUUCCACAAUUGUGACUUCAGAAAAUCCAAUGGAGUCUACCAUUAGUUCAAGAUUGACAAUGGGAUCUACAACUUCUGCAAAAAUGACAAGUGAAGAUAUGACGAUGAUGAAUAUUUUGGAACCGAUGGAAAGUUUGAAAUUUGUUAUAAAUGAAACCACGGAAAUUGUAAGUUUUUAUUUAAAAGAAGAAAUGGAGCCUGGUGUGGAAUAUAUGCUGGAGAUUCUAUUUUCUGGUGAAAUAAAAUAUGAACACUCUCAGUUUUACUGGAAGAAUUAUAUGGAUAAUGAAGAAUCCAAGCUAUUGUUAUCAACCAAUUUGCGACCAACAUUAGCCAGGAGUGUUUUUCCAUGUUUUGACGAACCGACGUUUGCAGCACCUUUUGAAAUUGCAAUUCAACGAAAACUUAAUGUGCAAUCUGUUUCAAAUUCUAUUUUAAAACAAUCUAUAAACAAAAACUUUGAUUUAGUAUGGGACUACUACCAACCAACGCCUCCAAUAACGCCUUCAUCAGUAUUUUUCAUGGUCUCCGAAUUAUCCAAACAAGACAUCCAAAUCAAUGACAAUAGAUCUUUUACUGUAUGGUCAAAACAAGAACUUGUCGAAACUGUGGCUUCCAAAAUAGAUUUCUUAAAAUCCAUAUUGGAAACCUACUACAAAAUCUUAGAAAGUGUUGUUCCUGAAUCACUCAAUUUAAAUCUGGUAGUCAUUCCUGGAAAUUAUUAUAAUGGCAAUGCUGCUCAUGGUGUAGUAAUUCUAAAAGAAAUACAACUGUUGGAUUCAAAUCGGGUUUCUACUCAGGAAUAUUUGAAAUCUGCCAAAAUUAUAUCAAGACAAAUAGCACGUAGUUUGCUAAUUAGUAUGGUAAAAAUAAACGAUUUGUCAGACAUCUGGAUUCCUGAAGCAAUAUUUAAAUAUUUAGACCAAAUGGUUAUAUCUACGAUUGAACCGUCGCAAAUGAUGAUGAACGGAUUUUUGGAAAAUGUAGCUCUGAUGGAAAUGGAUUCUAUGAGUUCUGUUUCACCACUUAAAAAUGCUUUUUCUAAUAUUUUUCAAAUACGAAACCAAAAUUAUGACGUGUAUGUGAAUAAAGGAGUGGCACUGCUGAAUAUGUACCAAAACGUAUUUGGAGUCGAAAAUUUUAUGGAAAUACUUCGAAGUUACAUAAACGAAGUAAAUCCAACAGAUACAUCUAACUUCUGGAAAUUUCUGAACAAACAUUUGACUGAAUCGAUAAAAAGUAAUAACCCACAAACGAGUUUUGUGGACGCCUGGAUUACCAGCAACGGAUAUCCAAUAGUAAACGCUACUAUUAAUCUAUCCAGUGGCAGUAUAACAUUAUAUCAGAACAAAUUUUCAGAGAAGUAUCCAACAAAUUUUUCCUGGAAUAUUCCAAUUUCAUUUACUUCAUCUCAUUCUGAUCCAAAAUGGUCUGGAACAGUACAACAUUGGAUGAUGGAUAAAAAUUCUAAAAUAAUGGAUUUGGAAGGGAGUGAAAUCGAAUGGAUAAUAUUAAAUGAUUUGAGAUCAGGUUAUUAUAGAGUCAACUACGAUGAAGAAACAUGGACUCUUAUUUUAGAUAUUUAUAAAACUAAACCAGAAGAUCUUGGUGAAAUAACAAAAGCACAACUUUUGGACGAUGCUUUUAAGUUAGCCUUGAACAACUAUAUAUCAAUAGAUAUUCCUUUGAAUAUGACCAAAAGUUUAGGUACAGAAGAGUCACUAGUUGUUUGGAAAGUGGCUAUGGCAAAUAUUAAAAUUCUUGAAAACAUCAUGAGAUUUUCACCAAAUUAUGGUGACUUUAAGAACUAUAUGCUAUCAAUCCUGAGCCCAAUAUUCAAUAAUAUUGACCCAACACAAUCAAAAUCAGCCUUAGAAGCCUUGAUUUACAGAUGGACAUGCCAUUUUGGAAACAACGAUUGCACAACGUCUUCACAAAAAUUAACUACUGAAUUAAUCGAAAAAGAAUUCUCAAACGAUUUUAUUGUCGUCGAUUUUCAAGAAAGUAUUUUAUGCGCAGCUGUAGAAAAUUCUGAUUCGCUUGUGGAAAAUAUUUUCCAAGCUUUUGGAAAUGUGAAUUCUCAUAAGAAAAUUGUUUUGCUGAAAAGUUUAGCGUGCACAAAGGAGCAAUGGAUUUUAAAUAAACUAUUUGAAAAAAUCAUCACUACAUCCGAAUUUAGUAACGAUGAUAUAUUAGAACUUUUGGAUAAUUUUGAAGAUCCUGAAAUUAGUAAGAAUAUAUUGAGGAUAUUAAAGGAUAACUGGCAAAUGAUCUAUAUAAAAUUCUAUAAACAUGAUACAAUAAUACGCAAUUUCAUAAAAGUGUUGGACAAAUUAAAUCACAUCGACGAUUUCAUAGAAUAUAAAAAAUUCAUCAAAGCAAAUAUAAUCACAAUGAACUCACAACAAACAUUGGCAAUUGUGGAAGAACAAAUAGCUCGUAAUAUAGAAUAUAAAUAUAAAUAUUCUGUUCCAAUUUCAGAAUGGAUAUCGUAUAAUAAAAUAAACUAA